Miniopterus natalensis is the source of this 2221-nucleotide messenger RNA. Lineage: Eukaryota; Metazoa; Chordata; Mammalia; Chiroptera; Miniopteridae. The record is from RefSeq and is a predicted model, not a curated record.
CGGUGAGCGUCACGUGACGGACUCAGCUUUCCUCCAAUCGUUGUGCACGUUGUGGGGAUUUCACCCAGGACCUGGCCCGAGACUUAAAACACCUCAUUCUCCUGCCAGCCAAACGGGCCGGCCUCCCCCUUCCAGCUGGGCGCUGGUGUCUUUCAAAGGUCCUUGUCCAGAGCGGCUUCGGGAAGCCCGGGCCUACAACGCGCUUAGUCCCGGAAGUGACGUCUCCCAGAGGGGCCGGAAGUGGCAGUGGAGGGAGGGAAGAUGGCGGAGGUGGGGGAGAUAAUCGAAGGCUGCCGCCUGCCGGUGCUGCGGCGGAACCAGGACAACGAAGAUGAGUGGCCCCUGGCCGAGAUCCUGAGCGUGAAGGACAUCAGUGGCCGGAAGCUUUUCUAUGUUCACUACAUUGACUUCAACAAACGCCUGGAUGAAUGGGUGACCCACGAACGGCUGGACCUGAAGAAGAUCCAGUUCCCCAAGAAAGAAGCCAAGACCCCCACCAAGAACGGACUUCCUGGGUCACGCCCUGGCUCUCCAGAGAGAGAGGUGCCGGCCUCCGCACAGGCCAGCGGGAAGACCUUGCCAAUCCCGGUCCAGAUCACACUCCGCUUCAACCUGCCUAAGGAGCGGGAGGCCAUUCCCGGUGGUGAGCCCGACCAGCCGCUCUCCUCCAGCUCCUGCCUGCAGCCCAACCACCGCUCAACGAAACGGAAGGUGGAGGUGGUUUCACCAGCAACUCCAGUGCCCUGUGAGACAGCUCCAGCCUCAGUUUUUCCUCAGAAUGGAUCAGCCCGCAGGGCAGUGGCGGCUCAGCCAGGACGGAAGCGAAAAUCAAAUUGCUUGGGCACUGAUGAGGACUCCCAGGACAGCUCAGAUGGAAUACCGUCAGCUCCGCGCAUGACUGGGAGCCUGGUGUCUGACCGGAGCCACGACGACAUCGUCACCCGGAUGAAGAACAUCGAGUGCAUCGAGCUGGGCCGGCACCGCCUCAAGCCGUGGUACUUCUCCCCGUACCCACAGGAGCUCACCACGUUGCCAGUCCUCUAUCUCUGCGAGUUCUGCCUCAAGUAUGGCCGUAGCCUCAAGUGUCUGCAGCGUCACUUGACCAAGUGUGACCUGCGACAUCCUCCAGGCAACGAGAUUUACCGCAAGGGCACUAUCUCCUUCUUCGAGAUUGAUGGACGUAAGAAUAAGAGUUAUUCCCAGAACCUGUGUCUUCUGGCCAAGUGUUUCCUUGACCACAAGACAUUGUACUAUGAUACAGACCCUUUCCUCUUCUAUGUCAUGACGGAGUAUGACUGCAAGGGCUUCCACAUUGUGGGCUACUUCUCCAAGGAAAAGGAAUCAACGGAAGACUACAAUGUGGCCUGCAUCCUGACCCUGCCUCCCUACCAGCGUCGGGGCUAUGGCAAGCUGCUGAUUGAAUUCAGCUAUGAACUCUCCAAAGUGGAAGGGAAAACGGGGACCCCUGAGAAGCCCCUCUCGGACCUUGGCCUCCUGUCCUACCGAAGCUACUGGUCCCAGACCAUCCUGGAGAUCCUGAUGGGGCUGAAGUCUGAGAGUGGGGAGAGGCCACAGAUCACCAUAAAUGAGAUCAGUGAAAUCACCAGCAUCAAGAAAGAGGACGUCAUCUCCACUCUACAGUACCUUAACCUCAUCAACUACUACAAGGGCCAGUAUAUUCUCACGUUGUCAGAGGACAUCGUGGAUGGGCACGAACGGGCUAUGCUCAAGCGACUCCUCCGCAUCGACUCCAAGUGUCUGCACUUCACUCCCAAGGACUGGAGCAAGAGGGGGAAGUGGUGACCAGGCACAGCCCAUGGUAGCACUGACAAAGCCCGCAGAACUGGAGCUGACAGCCAUUCCGCCCCCAUCAGGACCCCCAAGGGGGACACUAAGGGAGACGGACCAGGCUGAGGACAGUUCCACAAGGAGAGGACCGGCCUGGUAGGGGCCAGUUGGUGCACAGCACCAAAGUGAGCUCAGGGCUCAGGUCAACUUUAAGGUCAGCUGGCUGCAGGCCCAGGCUUGCUGUGAUCCAGGGACCAGAGGGAGCCAGGCAGAUGUGUACAGUGAGAUGGGGGUGGGGGCACUCUGUACAGAGGGCUGGUAGCUGUAAAAAGUUUCUUUUGUAAAGUAGGAAUUGGGGGUGAGGUGGGUACUGGCUGCAAAAUCCUGGCCUCUUUUGCCCCCACUGCUCCCUGACAAUAAAAUUGUUUUUAUA